Messenger RNA from Pangasianodon hypophthalmus (striped catfish), 4375 nucleotides. It is a transcript of the gene chrm2b, whose product is annotated as cholinergic receptor, muscarinic 2b. Gene Ontology annotation, cellular component: dendrite; synapse; plasma membrane. Lineage: Eukaryota; Metazoa; Chordata; Actinopteri; Siluriformes; Pangasiidae. Bases 485 to 1900 code for a protein of 471 amino acids. The transcript has 3 exons. The record is from RefSeq and is a predicted model, not a curated record. Gene Ontology annotation, molecular function: G protein-coupled acetylcholine receptor activity; G protein-coupled serotonin receptor activity. Gene Ontology annotation, biological process: chemical synaptic transmission; adenylate cyclase-inhibiting G protein-coupled acetylcholine receptor signaling pathway; regulation of smooth muscle contraction.
UAUUCAACUUCCACUACGGCAGAGAGAGAGAGAGAGAGAGAGAGACAUAAACUAUAUAGACCUUAUCUGUUUUUUUCUAAACCAGAAAAGACGUCCCGUUUACAACAUUCACGUUAAAGUUCAAGCUACGUUCAUUACGCUAUCCGUGGUGCUGAGAAGAUAAAGGAAGUCAUGGCUGUGUUGCCUUAAACUGGAGGUCUGUUUCUACGCCCCCAGACGUUAUUUACACACCCGCAAACUCUCCCAGAGCUUCAUUCACCGCCAGGAAGAGACAGGACACACAGUCUUCAAACUCACAACCUACAAACCCCAAACCCCGCAAAGGACUGAGAGGAAAACACACAGUCUUCAAACUUACAAACUACAAACCCCCAAACCCCGCAAAGGACUGAGAGGAAAACCUGGGUGUUAGCAUGUUUAACAUCACCGACCACGGUUACUCUGAAGCGGACGGACAACGGCUGAAUUUGUGCUAGAGAAGGUCAUGAUGAAGAUCCAAAGCGGUAUAAGUGUACAGUCAGACCCGGGAAAGAUGGAAUCUAACUUAAGUAUUGCUGUAUGCUUCAGCUACGGCAAUAAGACAAAUCCGCAUGUGAAAUGUCCUUUCAAGCUGGCAGAGAUGGUGCUCAUCAUUCUGGGACUGAGCUCUUUGAGUCUGAUUACAGUUAUCGGCAAUGUUCUGGUCAUUGUCUCCAUCAAGGUCAAUAAGAGCCUCCAGACAGUUAAUAACUAUUUCCUCUUCAGCUUAGCAUGUGCAGAUCUCAUCAUUGGUGUGUUUUCCAUGAACCUCUAUACAAUCUACAUUGUGAUUGGCUUCUGGCCUUUAGGGCCCGUCAUCUGUGACCUGUGGUUGGCUCUUGACUAUGUGGCAAGCAACGCCUCUGUCAUGAACCUCCUCAUCAUCAGCUUUGACCGCUACUUCUGCGUCACCAGGCCGCUUACCUACCCAGUCAAGAGGACGACCAGGAUGGCGGGUAUGAUGAUCGCAGCUGCCUGGAUCUUGUCCUUUGUCCUGUGGGCUCCAGCCAUCCUCUUCUGGCAGUUCAUCAUGGGUGAGCGCACAGUGCCCAAAAGCGAAUGUUACAUUCAGUUCUUUUCCAAUGCUGCAGUCACUUUUGGCACGGCCAUUGCUGCAUUCUACCUACCUGUGGUCAUCAUGAGUGUGCUGUACUGGCAGAUCUCCAAGGCUAGUCGCAGCCGAGUCAGGAAGAAAGACUGCCACAAAACGUCUGGGGUUAGUCAGGAGGGCAGGAUUCAGGCCACUGUCUUGGCCACUGAGGAGAACAGACAGAAGAAGGAAAGCAAGGAAGCAGAGGAUUUGCAAGUACGGCACAUUUGUUCAAGCACUAUUAUAGGUGAGGACAGGGAGAGUGAAAAUGACUCCACAUCAUUCAGCAUCUUGCCCUCAUCCGGUCAGAGAGAGGACGCGGUUUCUAAUGGUGACGUUAAGAGCACUCAAACGAAGACGUUGCCUCAAGUAAGAACAAGCCAUGCCAAACUUACUUGUUUGGGAAUUUCAUCCCAAGAAACCAAAGGCAACAGUGCAAAUCAGAACACCAGCCAUCACAAGGAGAAACAGAGUCUGGUGGCCCUGAUCUUCAUGCCUCCAAACAAGAAGAAAAGGAAAAACGGGUGCUCCAGAGAGAGGAAGGUUACAAGGACCAUCAUGGCUAUUCUUUUGGCCUUUGUGAUCACAUGGACCCCUUACAAUGUCAUGGUGUUGAUCAACACUUUCUGCUCCCCCUGCAUCCCUAACUCCAUGUGGGUGCUGGGCUACUGGCUCUGCUACAUCAACAGCACGGUUAACCCCGCCUGCUACGCCCUGUGCAAUGCCACCUUCAAGAACACCUUCAAGCAGCUGCUGUUGUGCAAGUACAAAAACAUUCGCACAGUCAGAUAAAACAUGCAUGGGUUUUGCAUGAAAUUAAUGAGUUUAAUGUAAGAUUUUGGUUCCAUAUCCAAAAGUCUCUGAGCACUCUUGCUGGAACAGUUUUUUUUUUUUAACAGAAAACAGUGAUGGCAUUAAUAUGCACUCACACCAUGAGAGGGACAUGUCACAUUCAAGUCACAUUCAGUAUGCGGCUUGGAAAUGAACAGGGCUGAAAAGCUGGAGGUACCCAGUGGAAACAAUUACAGCUUUGUAAAGGUUGUGUCAGUAUGACUUCAAAUAAAGCUAGACGUUACCAAAAACAAGAGAAAAUUAACCAUUUGAGAUCAUAAUAUGGACUAGAAUAAGUUGAUGAGAUUGGUCAUUCAAUCAUUCAUUCAUCUUCAGUAACCGCGUUAUCCUGGUCAGGGUCGUGGUGGAUCCAGAGCCUAUCCCGGGACCUCUGGGCAUGAGGAAGGGACGCCAGUCCAUCGCAGGGCACCAUGCACACACACACACAUGGGAGGAAACCCACACAGAUAUGAGGAGAACAUGCACAGACAGUAACCUGAGUUUAGGAAGGAACCAGGGAACUGGAACUGAGAGGCUGCAACUCUACCCACUGCUCCACCAUGCCGCUACACUCCACACACUUAUUCAAAACUCUGGAGCCUUGACCUAAUGCACGUAAUGUACUGUAGCACUAUUCUUAGAUAAAAUUCUGCUGAUAAAUAAAGAAUGCCAUGCUUUGCUCAAUGAACUAAUGUAUACAGUAUUUAUGGUUGUGUUUCUAUUUUCUUUGAAAAACUAAUAUCUUUAUGUGUUAUCAGAGGAUCCUAUCUGAAUUGUUGUGGCUAAUACGUCUAAGACAGUUUUAUGAUUUGCGUGUACAUUUGGCCUCAUUUAUCAAGCUGGAUACCAGUGUAUUUAUUCAACAAGUCGAACUCGAUGCCUCCACCACCAACAAGUCUAGUGCUUCUUGUUACUAAUUUGUACGCCAGAAAUACCCUUAAAAUAUUCUUCAAACGUAGAGGAUGCUAUUGAAGAAAAAGUAUUUCAGACAUUUGACCUUGCUGUGACCUUGACCCUGUUUGGAUCAAGUCCAAAAAAUUUGAACAGUUUAUCUGCUGGUGACAAUAAUAAAUCCUACAAACAUUCAUCCACCCGUUCUUGAGAUAUCAUGCCAAAGUAUAAUGCCUCCCACAGUCAGUGGCUGAGGAAUGAAGAAAAAUUCACAGACGUGAAUCCUGAUUGAUUGGCUUCAAACUGUAUAAUUAGAUGAGUUACUACAAUUUUAUAUAUGGAUUAUAUUGACAAGUUUAAAAUCACUUAUUUAUUUUAACUCCACACACGAAUUUAGUGAAAAUUCUAUGAAGUUGUUUCAUAUUAUGACUUGAAAGAAAGCAAUCCAAAAUAAAUCCAUGAAUAAAGACAAAUAAGAACAGCUCUUUAAAACUAAUAGCAUGUUAUAACAAGAGGAAGAGUUAGUGUGUGUCUGCGGUAGCCGGGGUGCUGCGAUGGCUGAGUGGCAUUACUGGAAGAUGUACUGCAUGCCGCACGUAAGAGACGCAGUUUCAGCGUUUAAGCGUUUUACCUUUAAUGGAGUUUUGUGCGCAUCACAAAAUGUAACUCAGCUGUGCCAUGAAGCACUUUGCACUUUACGGUUGAUUGGCAUUUUUUGUAAACCUGGUGGGGAUUCUUAGUUCGGUUUGGCGUACAAGAACAUUUUACACACACUUUACUAAAAGAAUGAUAAAUGAGCCUCAUUGAUGUUACAUACUGAGAACUCCUGGAGAUAUUUUUUUAAGUAGCAAUUCACUUUUAGCUUUGAUGCAUCUGUCAGUGCGUAAAUCCUUGAACCAUUUGAAGCUGGAUUUAAAAUAUGUGCCAUAUAAAUCCUUGGCUCAGCUGGGCAUGGAUAAGUAGGUCUAAAGGCAAAAAAAAAAAAAAACAUUUAAAUAAAAUUUCAUUGAAUUUUUUUUUUUUUACAUUAAAAUCAUAGCUCCAAUUAUAAUGCAAAGUGGUAAAUGAUGUGUAGUGCGAGUGUGUGCUACCAAGUCCAGAACUACUAUUCACAGAUUGUGAAGGAGUAAAAGGACAAACCUGAUUUUCCUGCUCACUACCGCGGUGUUGUGCAAUUAAAGUAAAUAUACGAGAUGCAAAUUUUUUAAUCAUCACAGCUGUUCGGAUACAGACAUAUCUGUGCAUGUAUAGCCUUAGAUCAGCUCAGCUUGACUACAUUUACAUUUUGUACACAGUGCUAACACCAUACAGCUAUGUACUUAAUGAGCUUUCUGAAUGUAACAUGGAUUAAUAGCUGCCACGUUUCAGAAGGUGAUUAUUCUGAACUGUUCUUGUUCGUGUUCAUAAUGUUCAGAUAACAGAUGUAAAAGUCCAUCCACAUGAGAAUGGAUGCAAAUCAGUAUUUAUCCUAACAUCAGUUAUAAACAUCAGUCCUUUGACAAUGAUGUGAUUCGCUGUUUUCAAUAAAUUAUAAAAAUUUGCUUA